AUGAGUGAAAGUGGAUCUGAAGCAAAAACGUAUAUAGAGAAACUCAUAGGGGGCUUCUCGGAAGUACCGAACUUGAGGUUCGUCUUCCCAACCGCCAAGCCUAUCAAAUUCUCUCCAUUUCCCUGGAACGGGCAGGUGUCAAACACUUGGUACGAUAUAAAUGCAUUCCGCCUGAAUGCCGUCGAGAACACUCAACAGGUAGAAGAGGCCGGCGAAUAUCUGCGAAGAAUCGUUGACGAACAAAUACAAUCGGGAGUACCAUCCCACAGGAUAUGCAGACUGCUGACGACAUCGAAAGGUUUUAGUAGACAAUUACCUCCUAUCUACUUUUCCAUAGGUACCUUGGAUCCACUAGUUAGGGUAUCAUGGGUAGAAAGCACUGUCAAACUGUUUAGGUCUGCAGGAAUACCCACUUCUCUGAAGGUCAUGUCAGGAACUACUCAUAUGCUGACCAAAUCCGCAAUUGAGGGGCUGUUCAAGUUUAUAGAACUGACUAUAACCUAA
Messenger RNA from Nezara viridula (southern green stink bug), 504 nucleotides. NCBI's taxonomy places the organism in Eukaryota, Metazoa, Arthropoda, Insecta, Hemiptera, Pentatomidae. The record is from the annotation of a GenBank genome assembly.